Molecule: messenger RNA, 2213 nt
Organism: Photinus pyralis (common eastern firefly)
Lineage: Eukaryota; Metazoa; Arthropoda; Insecta; Coleoptera; Lampyridae
Exons: 7
Coding region: 333-1178 (281 amino acids)
Source: RefSeq, a predicted model, not a curated record
UCCGGGAAUGUCGACCUGUAUCCGCAGUUUCAAUUUCAAAGCUGGUCGUCGCGUCGGUGUAAUGGGCGUCGUGACGCCUGCCGUGUUGGUAAAGUUGCGUGCAGUUAAUAUUAUACAAUUGCAAUAUUUUGACCAGAAGGAAACCUUUAUAUUAAACUAGGAUACUCCAUUCAGGAUAUAUGGAUUUUAAUUGCAAGUCCACCACCAAGGGGAAACUUAACGUGCGGAUCGCCAUUCCACGUCUUAAAAUGUGCUUCAGUGCACAUCUUCGAGAUUCCUGUGUAAGCAGCCCUGAAUGCGUGUAGCAGAAAAGCUUCAUUUUACAAGAGAAAAUGAGAAUUUUUCUGGUGCCGCUGUUCUACUACGCGCUGGUUACCGAUUUAAUUCAAGCAUCUGGUUUAAAGUGGGUGAGGGUGAACGUCCCCCAGUACCGUUCUCCCGGCGAAUCCGCUCAGUUACUUUGCGAUUACGAUUUAGGCAACGACACGCUGUACUCGAUCAAGUGGUAUAAGGACCACGAAGAGUUCUACAGAUUUGUGCCGAUGGCGCGACCGCAGGCGACGAGUUAUAAAAUGGAAGGCGUCCUCGUGGACAUGGCCUUAUCCGAUAGAAAAAAGGUCGUGCUGCGAACUGUAAAUUUGAAAACUAGCGGAGUGUUCCGAUGUGAAGUGUCCGCGGAGGCGCCGUCGUUCUCAUCGGCUCAAAGUGAGGCGCGAAUGGAAGUCGUAUAUUUGCCGAAGGAGGAUCCCAUCAUAACUGGCGUAGAACUGCAGUACCAAAUUGGAGAUGAAAUUAAUCUCAAUUGCACAUCGGGAAAAAGCCACCCCGCGCCCGUUCUGCAUUGGUACAUCAACGAACAGCAGGUUGUAAGCCCCGAGGUUUUAAUUUACUACCCUCAGGUACAACACCGGCACGGCUUGAUGUCUGUUACUCUCGGCUUGAGGUUUUCACUCAGCAGUCGUCACUUCCUGGGGGGCUCCAUGAAGGUGAAAUGCGUAGCGUCCGUUUCGCCGGUCUUAUGGAAGGACGGUAGAGACAGCGUAGUUCAAAGUCUGCCCGUAAAGGACAUGAGAGAGGCCCUGCUGCUUGUGAGAAGCAUGGGAUAUAAAGUAGAGACAUCGCCUGCAGUCUUACUAAUAAUCACAUCGGCAUUACUUCUUUGUGCCAGAUCUAAUUAAAAGUGAGAUUUUACUAGCUAAAAUAAGAAAUUCAUAAAAUAUGGUGAUGCGGUUUCCAGACCUAGUUAUAAGACCGACAAGGCAGUAAUGUGGUUUAAUGACUUUGUGGAGAAAAUCGUUUAAAUGACGACCUAAUAAUGCGUGAUCAUUAUCUGUAAUCGUAAAUGUAGUGUGAUAAACGUUUAUAGUGCCCUUAACAAAGAACGUGUUUAUUAUGGAUACUGAACUUUCAGUUACGAACCAAAUGUGGCUUUUUAUUUUCACAAAAAAAAACCUUUUCCAAUUAAGUCUAAUGGAAACAUUUUAGAGCAGUUAUCCAAUUUUCAUUGCACUGUAAGUGAUAAACUACAACAAAUUUGGGUAUUACGAUAAUGUAUAAAUAUUUUCCUCUUAUGUAUAUAAUUAGUAAUUUUCCAAAGAGAUUUAUUUUUAUAAACUGCCAUCAAAUUUAAUCGACUGAAGGCACUGAGGCCCUCUGAAAACCUUUCGUGUGAUGUUCGUGAAAAAUUUUUUGACGGAAUCAGUGCACGAUAGUCGCGUUUGUAAGAAAAUCGUUCUACACGAAAGCAGUAUAUUUACUUCCCUUAAAUUUAUUCAAAUUAAAGUUUAAGCUCAAUUUAGAAAUUUAUGCGUUACGUUGACCUGGAAGAAAAACAUUUAGAACUUCAAAUAAAAUCAGUUUUUCGCGAGUAAAAUUCUGCUCGUAUUGUACGAUUUUCGAUUGUAUAUUGUACUGAUAAGUUGUAAGUAUUUUGUUGUUGCUUGAAAAUGUAGCCAAAACGUGCAGGAGAGGACAAGUGUUAUUUUCUGUCAGGUAUCGGCAAGGAGCUUAUAGCACAUUUGUAUUGUACGUACAUGUAGCAAAACGGUUCCAUUUCUACUGAAUCAACUGUAAUUUAGAUCUAACGCUAUACAUAUCCCUAUAUUUUCAAUGACCAUUGUAACAUGUUUUAGGUUCUUCUAUGUAAUACCGAUCUAAUAAUUUGUUUUGUAAAUAAAUAGGUAUCUCAAUAAAUCAAACUUGUGAUCUUUCAA